Molecule: messenger RNA, 3034 nt
Organism: Pipistrellus kuhlii (Kuhl's pipistrelle)
Lineage: Eukaryota; Metazoa; Chordata; Mammalia; Chiroptera; Vespertilionidae
Gene: CAPN13
Product: calpain 13
Exons: 23
Coding region: 210-2219 (669 amino acids)
Biological process (GO): proteolysis
Cellular component (GO): cytoplasm
Molecular function (GO): calcium ion binding; calcium-dependent cysteine-type endopeptidase activity
Source: RefSeq, a predicted model, not a curated record
GGGAAGAAGCAAACAGAUGCCAGCUGCCAGCACUGAGGGCUGCAACUUCACUCCCCCAGAGAGACUGCCUCUCUCAAUCCCCAGGCUGUGCUGAGCCCUGGGACCUACUGGGAUCCAGAUCCCUUCGGGAAUACUGCUGACACCGAGUGCUCCAACAGACAUACCUGUUGGAAUCAGAAAAAGACAUUGGAGGUCUUCAGAGGAGAGUCAUGGCGCACACUCAGGAGCCUCUAUCCCAGAUGCCUGUCAUCAAGUUCAAGGGCCAGGACUUUAAGACCCUGAGGGACCGUUGCCUAAGCAGAGGCCUCCUGUUUGAGGAUGAGACCUUCCCUGCCGAUAUUUCUUCCAUAGGCCCUUGGCUGCUCCAGGGAAAACACCUCUCCAGCCUGCGGUGGGAGCGCCCACAGGAUUUAUUGAUGGGUAAAGCGAAGCCUCAUUUCAUCCUGGAGGGUGCAAGCAGAUUUGACAUCCAGCAAGGGGAGGCAGGAGACUGCUGGUUCCUGGCAGCACUGGGCUCCUUGACACAGAACCCACAGCAUCUGCAGAAGAUCCUGAUGAACCAAAGCUUUUCCCGCCGGUAUGCAGGGAUUUUCCGUUUCUGGUUCUGGCAGUGUGGCCAGUGGGCAGAAGUGGUGGUUGAUGAUCGCCUGCCUGUCCUGAACAGGAAGUACCUCUUUGUGCAUCCUCUCAACAACCAAGAGUUUUGGCCAUGCCUGCUGGAGAAAGCCUAUGCCAAGUUCCGCGGAUCCUAUCAGCACCUGCACUACGGCUACCUCCCCGAUGCCCUGGUCGACCUCACGGGAGGGGUGGUCACCAGCAUCGACCUGCACUCCUCCCCUUCUGACCUAGUGACGAUGGUAAAGAUAGCUGCCAACGCAGGCUCCCUGAUGACCUGUGCCACACCGGCUGGGCCAACAGGGAAGGCCACGAGAAUGGAGAAUGGGCUGGUGAGCCAGCAUGCCUACACCGUGACUGGGGCCGAGCAGGUUCAGCACCGGCGGGGCUGGGAGGACCUCCUCCGCCUGUGGAACCCCUGGGGCCAGGCCGAAUGGCGAGGCCGCUGGAGCGAUGGGUCUCCGGAGUGGGAGGAAACCCGGGACCCACGGAAAAGCCUGCUGUAUGACAACAAGGAGGAUGGCGAGUUUUGGAUGUCGUGUCGAGAUUUCCAAGAGAACUUCUCCUGCCUGUUUAUAUGUAACCAGUUUCCAGUCAACCUGGACCUGGGACACACGUCCUAUGAAAGAUGGUCCCAAAUGACGUUUAAGAACCGCAUGACUCCGGAGGACACCACAGAAGGACUUCAGAGGGACACACAGUACAUCUUCUCUGUGCCGGAGAGCGUGGGAGGCAGCAAUGUCGUUGUGUCUUUCAACAUCACGCCACAACAUAUAAAGGCAGAAGAUGAGAAAUUUCCACUAAACUUUCAGGUGUUCAAGGUCGACCCUCAGUUUCAGCACUUCCAGGAGAGACUGCCAUCCACCUUUUUCUCCCGAUUCAGAAGCGCUGACAAGGGCAUUGUGACUAAAACCAAAUACAACCUCACAAAGUGCUUCACGCUGCGCCCAGGGACCUAUGUGGCAGUUGCGUCCGCGCACAGAGAAGCAGUUGAGUUCUUGCUUCGAAUCUUCCUGAAAAUGCCAGACCCUGACCGGAACCUGGGCAGCGGUUUCAACCUCAGAGCACUGCAGGCAAGUCUUCCAGAAAAUGGCUCCCAACAAAGCAUUUUCUACAAAUACGCCCAGCAGGGACUAGGCAUUGAUGCCGCCCAGCUUCAGAGACUUCUCAACCAGGAAUUCCUGAAAGGACCUCCAGCAGACACCUUCUCUUUGGAUGAGUGCCGGAGCAUCGUGGCGCUGAUGGAUCUGAAAGUGAACGGGCAGCUGGACCAGGAGGAGUUCUCCAGGCUGUGGAGCCGACUCGUCUGCUGCCAGAGCGUUUUCCAGAACGCCCAGAGGAAUGCAGGCGUUUUCCUGAGCUCGGAUUUGUGGGGGGCCAUAAAGGAUACAGACUUCCUUGCAGGGAUCUCCGUCAGCAGCGAGCUGCUGGAUCUCAUGGCCCUCAGGUACAGCGACAGCGCCGGCAAGGUCAGCCUCCCCAGCCUGGUCUGCUUCCUGAUGCGGCUGGAAGCCAUGGCAAAGACUUUCCACAAGCUUUCCGACGAUGGAAAAGGACUCUACCUGACAGAAGUGGAGUGGAUGAACUUGGUCAUGUACAACUGAAGCAAGGAGUAGAGCAGACCCCAGAGUCCAGAAUUUUCAUCACGCCCGGGUUAGAAAAGAGAUGUCCGCCGUUGGCCAGCAUUCAGUCCAGAGCGUUCCCUCUCCUCCCUCAUCUGGUCCUCUGUGUGAUGAAGCAGCCACUGGAACAUGGGAAGGCCUUGUCUGAUGAGCUUCUGCCCAGAGCCUGGGGCGUUGAAGGCCCUCAACAGUCUACUUUCCUCAAGGUCACUCCCCACAAGCUGUGUCAACAAGCUUCAAUCUGCCCUUGGACUCUCGGGGCAAGCUGUGGUGUCCACCAUUGUGAACCCACCUCUGUCUCCCUCCUUCGGCCAUCUGCUGCCUCUGCCUUGUUAAGUGAGGAGGGAGAACUGUGCAUCCUGACAACGCCUGUUCCUCCCCUCCCGUCAGGUCUGUUUCUUUUCAACAAAGCGUGCGCCUCCAGGGCCUUGCGUGAGCAAUGUUUAUGUGAAAAAUCUUCAGAGCUAUCAAGUUCAUACUUUUAAAAAAAUGACUCAGAAAAUACUCAGAGCAUCUAUAUAUGGUCUUUGGACAUUUGAGAUGAUGUUGAUUUUAAUUAGUUUCCAUCUAGCGGUUUACUACACUGCAAGUCACACCUGCUGAUAGUUUGCCCAACUAAUGUCAUGUACAUUCAUGUGGAUCUUCUGUCAAUGUCGCGUCUUAUUCUAACAACGUUAGUAGCUGUAACAGUUUCCCACUAUGCAGAAAUAAGGUGUGGGUGCAACAUGCCAGCUUCUGCUACUCUGCAGGAAGGUAAAAUGUGGCAGCAGUAGCCUCAACCCUGCCGAAUUACCCAC